Molecule: messenger RNA, 4253 nt
Organism: Monopterus albus (swamp eel)
Lineage: Eukaryota; Metazoa; Chordata; Actinopteri; Synbranchiformes; Synbranchidae
Gene: src
Product: v-src avian sarcoma (Schmidt-Ruppin A-2) viral oncogene homolog
Exons: 13
Coding region: 360-1991 (543 amino acids)
Biological process (GO): protein phosphorylation
Molecular function (GO): ATP binding; protein tyrosine kinase activity; protein binding
Source: RefSeq, a predicted model, not a curated record
CAUCCCAGUGUUUAGAUCAUGUUCGAGCGCAGCAGCUCACUGUCGGUUAGUGCUUCACCAAAAGCCGGACUUCUAUCCUACAGGUCACUUAGGAGGCACUGGGUGUUUGGGUCUGUAUGUUAAUGAAGGUGUUUUCUUAGCUUCGGGGGUUUUCUCCUCUCUAGCCGAAUGGGACCCUCUGUCGCUGGGUUUGGCACCGACUGACUCUGCCCCCGCUCCUGAAGCCCCCACUCCGGGCUCCGCCAGCUUUGGUGUGUCCAGUCACUUCAUUCAUGGUUUGACGCCAAACCCGCCUGUUUGAUCGGCAGAAGAUACGACGACGCCAAAUCGCCGGCAGCAGCGCGUCAUUGGCCUUGGCCAUGGGGGGAUCCAAGAGUAAGCCUAAGGAUGCAGGCCAGAGAACCCGAAGCCUUGAUGGCAACCUGAGCUCUGGAGGAGGGAGUGGGAGCCACCACCUCAACUCCAAUCAGCCGUCCUUAAUACCCAACCGUAGCCCUACUAUAGAUGGAGGUCUCAUUGGCAAUCAGUCAAUGACAAGUAAUGCAGAGCUGACCCUGUUUGGAGGUGUGGACAGCAACAGUGCCACCUCUCCCAACAUAAUCACACUAGCAGGAGGUGUGACGACCUUUGUGGCACUGUAUGACUACGACUCUCGAACAGCAUCGGAUCUGUCUUUCAGGAAGGGCGAACGUCUCCAGAUAGUCAACAACACGAGGAAGUUGAACUGCAGAGAAGGGGACUGGUGGCUGGCACGCUCCCUGACCACUGGAGAGAGCGGUUACAUCCCCAGCAAUUAUGUGGCUCCAUCUGACUCCAUCCAGGCAGAAGAGUGGUACUUUGGCAAAAUCACACGCCGUGACUCUGAGAGGCUGCUGCUGAGUUUAGACAACAGGAGAGGAACUUUCCUGGUGAGAGAGAGUGAGACCACCAAAGGUGCCUACUGUCUGUCUGUAUUGGACUAUGACAACACCAAAGGGCUGAAUGUGAAGCACUACAAGAUCAGGAAGCUGGAUAGUGGAGGCUUCUACAUCACAUCACGCACACAGUUCAGCACCCUGCAGCAGCUUGUCAAUCACUAUCGCAUGCAUGCUGAUGGACUGUGUCACAAUCUAACAGACAUUUGUCCUGUACUGAAGCCUCAGACUCAGGGCUUAGCCAAGGAUGCCUGGGAAAUCCCCAGAGAGUCCCUCCGGCUUGACCUCAAGCUCGGGCAGGGCUGCUUUGGAGAGGUCUGGAUGGCAACAUGGAACGGCACAACACGGGUGGCAAUCAAGACCCUGAAGCCCGGCACCAUGUCCCCUGAGGCCUUCCUCCAAGAAGCUCAGGUCAUGAAGAAACUAAGACAUGAAAAGCUGGUUCAGCUGUACGCUGUGGUGUCUGAGGAGCCGAUCUACAUCGUCACAGAGUACAUGGGCCAAGGUAGCUUACUGGAUUUCCUAAAAGGUGACAUGGGCAGGAUGCUUCGCCUCCCCCAGCUGGUGGACAUGGCCUCACAGAUUGCUUCAGGGAUGGCCUACGUGGAGAGGAUGAACUAUGUGCACAGAGACCUGAGAGCUGCUAACAUCCUGGUGGGAGAUAACCUGGUGUGCAAAGUGGCAGAUUUUGGUCUGGCUCGCCUCAUUGAGGAUAAUGAAUACACUGCCAGGCAAGGAGCCAAGUUUCCCAUCAAGUGGACCGCUCCUGAGGCUGCUCUGUACGGCCGCUUCACCAUUAAAUCUGAUGUCUGGUCAUUUGGGAUCCUGCUGACUGAGCUGGCUACUAAAGGCAGAGUGCCCUAUCCAGGUAUGGUGAACCGGGAGGUGCUAGACCAGGUGGAGCGUGGCUACAGGAUGCCGUGCCCAGUGGAUUGCCCCGAAUCUUUGCAUGAGCUGAUGUUGACCUGCUGGAGAAAAGAGCCCGAGGAGAGGCCCACCUUCGAGUACCUGCAGGGCUUCUUGGAGGAUUACUUCACCUCCACGGAGCCUCAGUACCAGCCAGGAGAGAACCUGUAACUGGGGCCACCGUGGAUAUGUGCACGCGUUUUGCAUGUUUAAAACUGUCCAUCUGUUAUAGAGUGUGUAGACAAGUACGUGUGAGGGCACGUAUGUAGAGUUCAACAGGGCAGAAAGCCGACAACGCUCUGGGUACAAUCAGUAACUCUCUGGCAUAAAGGAGCAUCACUGGGACGUUCAACCUCUCACCAGUUUUCAUUCCAAAGUCAUUGUCAUACUGUUCAUCGUUAUCAGCUGCGAGAGCUUCUUUCAAAGGAAGGGACUGAAAUUAUUCUGACUGUGUUACACAGCGCUUUGUUUGUCAUUCGGUAUCCUACACAGCCAAGCAGGUUUUACGACCUUCCUUGUGUUUGUACGGCGUCCCACUGUAACUGUAUGAUAUACAUUCCCCAGGUAUUCUUCAUGCACUCAUUCACCUGACAGAUCUACCAGUUUGGCAGCAUCAAUACAUUUUUUUACUACAUUUUCUUUGGGAUACUUUUUGAAACGCACAUGCUCAGACUCUGUCUUCCAUUUUGAGAAGCAUCCAUUUGGAACAUAAAAUGAUUUGCCAGGAUACUGUGGAUCUUCAGAUUGUGUUAUUAGACCCGGAUCAACUGGAAAUCGUUCAGGUGAACACUUUUACUUUACAACCAUGCUUCCCCUGUGCCAGGCUGAGGCACCUUCUCCUUCUCCAGCUCGGAGCGUGUGGUCUCACCCACCAGUUGGACAAAGUUGUUUAUCGCUGUGGUCAACGUAGAACUCCACAAAGAAGAGAAGAGGUUGAGCUUAUUUCUCUAGUUUCUGAUUGUGACUUUUCUUACAAACAAAUGGCUACUAAUCACUGUCAGUCACCUCAGGAUGGAGAAGACUAGAAUUUUGUGCCAAUGAAAAAUCUCUUUUGUACUCUCUUCUACUGUGUAAAAGUGUAUUUUACUACUCUGAACAUUUCUUACAAUGAAGGUUAAGUUGUGUGAGCAGAGAGUGUGUUGUUCAUCUCAAGGGAUAAUCUGCUGUUUUGUGAUCCUGCACCUGUCUACAGUACCAACUGGCUCACCAGCACCGUUUCAAGGUGUCGUUACGUUUUAUAAAGCAUUGAAAUUAAAGUCAGAUGUGUUCUCCUUCACACUUCCUUUUAGUUCUGACCAUUAAUAUGAAGAUUAAUAUUUUUAAUCAGCCUCAGUAUGUCCUUAAUUAGUGCUUCUUCAGUCGUACACUGGAGAUGUUUCUGUUGUGGUCAUGCCCUCCCCCAGCCUGUAGGGGGCAGACCAGGUAGCAUUCCCAUAAACAGCAUGUAUAGCACAUAAACUAGCAUCUUGAAUCUGAUUUGUAAAUAAUUUAUGCAUAUACCAUCUUUAUAAUUUAUUCCUUUUAAAUUAACCCAGCUGUUAAUUUUGCUGUCAGCUCAUCAUUCAGACUUAAUAUUUAUGGUACUUUUGUGGGUUAAAUAAUAACAGACAAUAAUGAUAUCAAAUAGAUGCAUAUAAACACUUUUACAUUACAGGUAUGGUUUUCGUGCACGUGGUUCUGUGAUACUUAACUUUGCUGUGCAUUUUCAAUAUGACUGGCAGAAUCGAUGAGCUCGCUCUAGACUCCCUGACUUUUUGUACAAGUUCAGUCUUGGACUCUGGUCAUACCAGCAUUAUUCUUUUCCAUAAUGCAGUGGGAACCACAGAUGUUUGCAUUAUGAUAAUCUUCAAAUCAUGCUGGUGCUGGUAAAUGAGCAGGUAAUCGAGUGUCACUCUCACCAAACGUUUCAGUCUUUCUGAGGGCACCUGACCAACGCGGUGCGUGUUGCAGUCCUUUGCACUUCAGCUUGGUUUUCACAGAGCACUACUGAUUAUGAUGAAAUAGCUCCAUAUAGAAGACUGUGUGGUUGCCUCAAAUAGAAGGAGCUUGAUAUUUGCGUAGCGUCUACUAUGUCCUGUGGACAUGGGUAAUGCCACAGUGGAUGCAUUGAUCUAUACGGGUGCAGUGAGGUGUCUGUCAUCAGCCCCUUCUUUUCCAGGCCUGUUUUUGAGCAAACGUGGUAAAAAGUGCACAUAAAGGGUCAUAUUGUCUGUAUGCAGCCUUGCUUCCAAACCAAGGACAUUUCCUGUGGGGUUCUUUGGGUCUCCUUUCUGGCUAUGCAGCUAUUUUUUUUAAAUCUGUGAUAAUCCUAUAUAUAUACUGUGUACUCUUUUCUACUGUAGUCUGAGACAAUUCUCAGAUACAUGGCUCUUUGUUAAAUCCUACUGAACAUUAUUCAAAUUUGAAAGUGCAUUUGAAUAAAUCUGUAUAUUG